Molecule: messenger RNA, 4175 nt
Organism: Acanthopagrus latus (yellowfin seabream)
Lineage: Eukaryota; Metazoa; Chordata; Actinopteri; Spariformes; Sparidae
Product: DENN domain-containing protein 2A-like
Exons: 20
Coding region: 377-3592 (1071 amino acids)
Biological process (GO): retrograde transport, endosome to Golgi
Cellular component (GO): actin cytoskeleton
Source: RefSeq, a predicted model, not a curated record
ACAGUGAUUUCCCUUCAUAAUGUCAGCUGUGAGGGAGUCAACCAGCAGACAUAGACACAUGUAAAGAGAGCGAGAGAGAAGAGAGAGAGAGGGAGGGAGGAAGUCAUGUUCAGCCUGUGUGUGGGCAGCGAAAGAGUGAAUGAAAGUUGGAGAUUGGAGACAGGGAGAGAGGAGUGUACAGCAGUGUGAGGUGAGACCCUUAUGUCUCACUCGAUCAAACAUCUGACGACUCACUUGGAGGCUUUUAAUCGAGAUAGAGAACCUACCGCAGAGAGUUUCACCUGGACAUACAGCACACCACACCGGGUUGGUUCUGAGGUUAUACCAAUGGAUACUCAUAUAGCAACGUCGGCUGCACUAUGCUCCUGUUUCACUAAUGAACACAUGGAAACUGUACGACAGAAGGAGGUGUGCAGGGAUCAUGGAGGCCUCUAAGAGAAUGCCAACCAGGCCGGACUGUAUCUACGCCACUAUCAACAGACUGAAGAACGGCCGUCUUGGUGAGCUAAGCGGUUCCCAUAUUGCUUCAGUGGAAAACAAGGGAACUGUGCAAAGAAGAGAGGGGGCACCGAAACUCCCCUUCACCCCAUUAGACAACCUGAGCAACCAGAGGGAGGAAUCACUCAUCAUGGCUCACAGGAGGUCAAAUUUUGAUCCUCAUGGCAAUGAGAACAAUUUAUUGGUAGGCAACAAACUCUCAAGAUCCAAUGGAGGCAAAAUCAAGGAUAAAAUUUCUCUGUGGGAGGGGAAAGAACCUCCUCAUUCACCCAUUACCUCAGGUUCUCUGGGCCAAUGCACCAGCAUAAAAAGGACAGAAUCUUUGACGAAAAGCAGCGAUGAGCAGAGUACGGACAGUUCCAGAAGAGUAUCCAACAAGGAAAAGCAAAAUCUCGUGAAAGAGAAUGGGGAUUCAAGGCCUUGUUCACCUGCUGAAAGUGUGAAACAGCAAAGAGGGACGCUCAAGAGCAGCAAGCCCAGUGAGAACCGAAAAGGAGAGGACUGCAGCAGAGUUGUCCACAAGGAAGAACGAGAUCACGAGAAAGAGAACGUAGAAAAGCUUCUGGAUUCAAGGCCUUGUUCGCCCAUGUCAGCAGUGCAGCAGCAGGUGGGGACGCUGAGGAAAAGCGGCGACAAGAGGGCAGCCGAACAAACCAGCCAGGAGAAGAGAGCUGUAUUCACUCUUUUCAAAAAGCUAGAGGCCAUGGGGGAGAACCACGGGAAAACUCCAACAGAACUCGGAAACUACUUCAGCCCACCAAGCAAGGACAAACGGACAGAUGUGAAGAAGAAAGAAUGUGAAGUCAUGGGUCAGACUAAUGCACUACAAUCCUCUGGAGUCAGAGAGGGAAAGCGGGACCAGGAGAAUGUGUACACAGAACCAGGAGCACCCCCCAUCAACCCAGUCCCCAAACCCCAACGUACCUUCCAACAUCCAGCUACCGCCUUUGCUGGGAAGGGUCAGAAGCAGGGGAGAGGGCAGAGGAACCUCCCACCGCUGCCCUCCAGCUCUACGAAAACGUCCUCAAAACCUCCCUUGGGCGUCUAUGGAAGACCGAGGGGCGAGAGAGUCAGAGACAACAUCAACAGGAAGUCCUUUGAGUUUGAAGACCUGGCAGGGUCAACCAGUCCACUCUUGCCUCGCUCACUGUCUCAGGAACAUCACUAUGAAGACAUCCUCGAUUCAUCCAAAGAAAACCCAUAUGAAGACAUAGAGUUGGACAGUCAGUGCUCCCAGCAGUCUUUGCCCUCCUCUCCUGGAGCCGAUAGUGCCAAGACUUCAAGACCCGGCUUCUUCAGGCAGAAUUCAGCCAGGAGCUUCAAGCUGCUGGACCUGAGGAGAACCAACCAGUCGACCCACAGCACCAGCAGCGGCGGUGUUUCAUCUCCACCCCAGCUCAGCCCUCCCUCCACUCCCACCGGGCCUGAGCACACUUCCUGGCUGCCCGGGGAUCUCUACAGCCGCACCUGCCGCAGGAUACCAACGGUUGUACUAAGAAUCAACAGUAUCUUUGAGGCUCGGAUCGGGAAGAAACAUCUACGGAGGAUCUAUCAUUACGCUGAGACAAGCUCAGGCAGAGUAACAGAUGACAACAGUGACUCUGAGAGCGAAGUUGAAGAAAGAGCAAAAGCUCAACGUCAGCGUCUCAGGUCAGUCCAGUCCAUAUUGAGCCAGCCAGGCCAGGCUCAAGUCCACUACAACGGUACCAAGAGCUCCCGGGAAAAGGACCUGCACCAGCGUCAGCUCUUUGAAUAUUUUCUAGUAGUGUCGCUGCAGAGGUCGAAGGCUGGAGCCCACUAUCUGCCGGAGGUCACGCAGCAGUUCCCCCCGAAGCUGGAGCGCAGCUUCAAGUUCAUGAGGGAGACGGAGGAUCAGCUGAGGAUCAUUCCUCAGUUCUGUUUCCCUGAUGCAAAAGACUGGGAACCGGUGGAGAGCUACCCAAGUGAGAUGUUCGCUUUUGUUUUGACCGGAGAGGAUGGGAGCAGGAGGUUUGGAUACUGCCGGCGUUUACUGCCAAGUGGCAAAGGCAAACGUCUACCAGAGGUCUACUGUAUUGUUAGUCACCUUGGCUGUUUCAACCUGUUCUCCAAGGUGCUGGACGAGGUGGAGAGGCGGAGGGCUUUAUCUCCAGCCCUCGUCCAGCCUUUCAUGAGAGCCAUCAUGGAGGCUCAGUUUCCCGCCCCGGGCAGAACCAUCACCGUUAAAACUUUCCUCCCCGGCUCAGGCACCGAGGUGAUGGAGCUCUGUCGACCCUCCGACUCCCGCCUGGAGCACGUGGACUUUGAGUGUCUGUUCUCCUGUCUGAGUCUCCGCCUGCUCCUCAGGGUGUUGGGGUCUCUGCUGCUGGAGCGGAGGGUCAUCUUCACCGCCGAUAAACUCAGUACUCUCUCCCAGUGCUGCCAUGCUGUCGUGGCGCUGCUUUACCCCUUCGUAUGGCAGCACACUUACAUCCCCGUGCUGCCCACGGCGAUGCUCGACAUCGUCUGCACUCCGACGCCGUUCAUCGUCGGCCUGCUGUCCAGUACCCUGCCUCAGCUCACUGAGCUGCCCCUGGAGGAGGUUCUGGUUGUAGAUCUUGGAAACAAUCGAUUUCUCAGACAGUUGGACGAUGAGGACUCCAUCCUGCCCUCUAAACUCCAGUCAGCCCUGGAGAAUGUUCUGGAGAGGAGGAGAGAGCUCGCUAACGAAAGAGGAGGAGACACACCCAGUGACCAGCUUAGCACCGUUGUGUCCGAGGCCUUUGUUCGCUUCUUCAUCGAGCUGGUAGGCCACUAUCCACUCUUCAUCACCGGGGAACGGGAAGACGGCUACUCUUCCUCCUCCUCCUCCCCGGUCCCCUGCUCCUUUCAGCAUGAGGGUUUUCGUAAAGCGAUCCCGUCCAAGACCGUCCGCCGCUUCCUGGAGGUCUUCAUGGAGACUCAGAUGUUUGGAUGGUUCAUCCAGGAGAGAGAGCUCCACAGGCAGGCUCUGAGAGGACUGUUUGAAGUCAGGGUGCAGGAGUAUUUAGACUCCAUCCACGAGAAUGAGCACCGGAGGGUCAACAGAUUUCUCAAAGGCUUGGGAAACAAGAUGAAAUUUCUCUCCAAGAAAUAAUCGCACUGUGACGCCUCAAAAAGAGGCGAAAAGCUGGAGACAAGAAGCACGGGAGGAAGGAAAGGUUUUCAUGGACUGCGGAGGAAAGAAAUUAUCAUCUCGAGCGCUUUCUCAGAGACGCUCGUUCACGCCAGCCUCAUCUGUGUCGGUGUUUCAGACUGUGGGGUUUUGCUCAAGGACACGUGAUUCUUCAAAUCGUUGCUGCCAAGAAAAAUCCUGCUGUGUUUCACAUGAGACUGAGACCGAAGACUAUACAGAAUUAUUCUUGGUUCCUUUUAAAAGUGUUCUCUUCCGGCGAAAACAAAAAACAACAAAAAAUAAAAUAGGUCCCUGUAAACUGCGUGCAAAAAUCCUGAGUAUAUUAAUGUGUGCUGUUUGCAGUGUCAUCUGAUUCCACAAGGGGGCAGUAGUAUGUCUUUUCUGAUUGCAUGAUCUUGGCAGUGACAGUGACAGACCAGAAAUGACACAGACCUGCUUUCCCGCUCUUAAAUUCUUCAGUUUUCUUGUAGUCAGAACAGUGACAGCAUCACAAGCAUCUGACUCUGUGACAAUUAAAUAAACAUUCUCUGUUGGUUGUUUGGAA